AUGGACCAAGUUCAGGAUCUCGUCCUGAACCCAUUAAAACCGUAUCUGAUUCCAAUCACUCACAACCUCCCGAGCCCCCUCAAUGACCUUGCCAUCAACCUCCUCGGCGAACGCUGCCACAGCGCCCUUCUCCUCGACCUCGACUUUGCCUCCCAUCCCGAAUGCGUCUCCCUGGCCAUCUCGAAAGCCCUGGGCAUCGUCAUCAUCACGGCCGCAUCCGUGGUGAAGGUGCCCCAGAUCAUCAAGUUGGUCAAGUCCCAGUCCUCGGAGGGCCUGUCUUUCACGAGCUACUUGUUGGAAACCGCCAGCUUCGUUAUCACUCUGGCUUAUAACAUGCGCAAUGGCUUUCCCUUCAGCACAUACGGCGAGACCUCUCUCAUCGCCAUUCAAGAUGUGGUGAUCAGUGUGUUGAUCCUGGUAUAUUCGAAGAAGACCGCGCAGGCGGGCGCCUUCCUCGCGGCGUUCGGCAGCGCCGUGUAUGCGCUGAUGAUCUCGGACACCCUGGUCUCGGACGCGCAGAUGACGAGCUUGCAAGCGGGCGCCGGUGCCUUGAGCAUCGCCAGCAAGCUGCCACAAAUCCUCACGAUCUACAGCCAGGGUGGGACAGGUCAGUUGUCCGCGUUCGCCGUCUUCAACUACUUGUUCGGCAGCCUCAGUCGGAUUUACACGACGAUUCAAGAAGUGGACGAUAAGCUGAUCCUGUACGGAUUCAUUGCCGGGUUUGCGUUGAAUGCGGUUCUGGCCGCGCAGGUGGUGUACUAUUGGAACAGCCCAACGACCGCAGGACAUGCCAAGGAGUUGAAUAAGAAGGGAAAAGGUGGAUUGCAGGGGGUUGGACAAAAAGGAGGUGCCGCACUGGCCACAGAGGAAGCGACCAGGCUGAGUCCCGGCAAAGCCAAUACCACGGCAAGACCCAGCAGCAGCAGCGGGAGAAGAAGAGGAUGA
This is a messenger RNA of Fonsecaea erecta, 945 nucleotides long. RefSeq lists its product as hypothetical. Lineage: Eukaryota; Fungi; Ascomycota; Eurotiomycetes; Chaetothyriales; Herpotrichiellaceae. The record is from RefSeq and is a predicted model, not a curated record. Bases 1 to 945 code for a protein of 314 amino acids. The transcript has a single exon.